AGCCAGACAGCCUGCACGCUGAUCGGGUCUGGCUGGCAUACUUCCCACUCCUGCCUACUGACGUAGGGUCCCCACAGAGAUAGCCACCCCAACCCCCAGGAUGCCCAGCAGAGCUACCCGCUAUGCCCGGUACAGUCCCAGACAGCGGCGAAGGCGGCUGCUGGCCGAUCGCAGCGUGCGUUUCCCUAAUGAUGUUCUCUUCUUGGACCACAUCCGCCAAGGCGACCUGGAACAGGUGGGGCGCUUCAUUCGAGCUCGCAAAGUCUCCCUGGACACGAUCCACCCCUCAGGCCUGGCUGCUCUGCAUGAAGCUGUCCUUUCUGGAAACCUGGAGUGUGUGAAGCUGCUGGUCAAAUAUGGCGCUGACAUUCACCAACGGGACGAGACUGGCUGGACGCCUCUGCAUAUCGCUUGCAGUGAUGGGUACCCUGACAUAGCCAGGUACCUCAUCUCUUUGGGAGCAGACAGAGACGCAGCCAAUGACGACGGAGACCUGCCCUCUGACCUUAUUGACCCAGACUUCAAGGACUUGGUAGAACUCUUCAAAGGAACCAGCAUGGACUAAGGCAGCGCCGCCCUUC
Phodopus roborovskii (desert hamster) is the source of this 581-nucleotide messenger RNA. It is a transcript of the gene Ppp1r27, whose product is annotated as protein phosphatase 1 regulatory subunit 27. Bases 101 to 565 code for a protein of 154 amino acids. The transcript has 3 exons. NCBI's taxonomy places the organism in Eukaryota, Metazoa, Chordata, Mammalia, Rodentia, Cricetidae. Gene Ontology annotation, molecular function: phosphatase binding. The record is from RefSeq and is a predicted model, not a curated record.